Molecule: messenger RNA, 715 nt
Organism: Elaeis guineensis (African oil palm)
Lineage: Eukaryota; Viridiplantae; Streptophyta; Magnoliopsida; Arecales; Arecaceae
Source: RefSeq, a predicted model, not a curated record
AGAUGAGGAGAAAGGCUUCCAGUCUACUUCCUCUGCUUCUCCUACUGAGAUCUCUGUCGAACACUUCUAACGGUGGUGGCUUCUUCCUCUUAUUCUUCUUCACCGGCGUUAUCCGUAUCACCAUGGAGGAUGGCAUCGCACCGAUCGCCCCUCCCUUCGGUGUCAUCGCCUCGCGUACGUUCUCUUCGCUUUCCGGCCCGUUCGUCGUUCUCUUCGUCGUCGGCCUCGAAGAAGCCAAGUGCUUGCGAUCUUUCUCGGGGCUUGCUCCCCUGACUCCUCUUCUCUCCAUUGGCUUCGAAAUGCAUCUACAGUGGGGGCGAAUUCUAUGCAACGGGACAUGGAAAGCAUGUUCCGAAACUGAACAGGCCUCCAGCUCGGUGGAAAGCACUACUACAUGGCCUUACAACCCAACCAUUAUGGCAGGAUAAAAACCAUAAGAGCAUGGGCACGUGCGACGAGGAAAUAUGUAGAUAAGAUGUUAACAGUGGCGAAGGAUGGAUCCCUCCAUAAGAGGAGACAAGCAUAUAUGAGAAGCAAAUAGUCCAUGUGUUACUUGCAGAAGAUCAAGACCGUCAUGAUGAUAGAAAUGGAGGGUACACAAGAAUUGUCAGAAUUCUAACUAGGUGAGGAGACAAUGCACCAAUGGCUUAAAGCUUUUUUAGGUAAUUACCACUCUUUAGUCUUGAAAUUCUUAAAAGCAACUCAAUGAUGGACA